AUGAGCAUCCAAAGAGCCUCUUCGCAUAUUUUUACUUCUUUCUCUAAGUGGAAAUAUGAUGUCUUCCUAAGCUUUAGAGGUAAUGAUACUCAAAGGAACUUCACAGAUCAUCUAUAUGCUGCUUUAAUAAAAAGUGGAAUUAAUGUAUUUAAAGAUGAUAAAGAACUUGAAAAGGGAAAUUCCAUUUCCCCAGAACUCUCUAAGGCAAUUGAAGAAUCAAGAAUAUCGAUUAUUAUAUUAUCAAGAAACUAUGCUUCUUCCACUUGGUGCUUGAAUGAACUUUUAAAGAUUGUUCACUGCACAAAGACAAUGAAACAUAAGAUUAUUCCAAUUUUCUAUAAUGUGGAUCCAUCUGUUGUGAGAAAACAAACAGAAAAUUUUGAGGAAGCUUUUGCUAAACAUGAAGGAACGUUUAAGGGUAAAGCAGACAAGAUACAAAAAUGGAGGAUUGUUUUGACAGAGGUGGCCAAUCUCGCAGGAUGGGCUUUAAAGGAUCGGCAUGAGUCAGAAUUCAUUCAAGAUAUUGUUAAAGACAUAUCAAGAAAAUUAGGUCCUACUGCGUCUAGGACUCUGGAAGGUCUAGUAGGAAUAUGUUCACGUUUGGAGAAGCUGCGAAGGGCCCUAAUGGGUACAAAGUCUGAUGAUGUUUGUAUGAUAGGAAUUUAUGGAAUGGAAGGAAUAGGAAAAACUACAAUUGCAAGAGAUAUUUAUGACUUGAUUUCUUCUGAAUUCGAUGGUAGUAGUUUUCUUGCCAAUGUUAGAGAAACUUCAAGAAAAAGGGGUGUGGCACAUUUACAAAACCAGCUUCUGUCUCAAAUCCUGGGGCAAAUGAAUAUUAAUAUAUGGAAAGUGUAUGACGGAAUUGAAAUGAUAAGAAGUAGUAGGAUCAUAAUAACGUUGAGAGAUAAGCAAUUGCUGAUCACACAUGGAGUGGAUAUUAUGUACAAGCUCUUGAAGUUCCAGGCUCAUUUUUAUUUGGUAACUAUUGAUGAAUGGGAAAGUGCAUUGCAAAGGCUAGGAAGAGAAUAUGAAAAUGGGAUUUUUAAUAAUCUCCAAAUAAGUUUUGAUGGACUAAAGGAAACACAGAAGAAAAUAUUUCUAGAUAUUGUACGCUUCUUUAAAGGGGGAGAUAAAUAUCAUGUAACAAGAAUAUUAGACCGCUGUAGUUUCAAUCCAACCAUUGGAAUAGCUGUUCUUGUUAAUAAAUCUCUUAUAACUAUUUCCGAUAAGAACAUAUUGUGGAUGCAUGACUUAUUACAAGAAAUGAGUCAAAGAAUUGUUAAGAGAGAUUCCCCAGAAAAUCCUGAAAAAUGUAGCAAAUUAUGGAAAGAAGCAGAUGUUCAUGAUGUGUUGACAAGAAACACAGAUACUGAAGUAAUUGAAGGCAUAAUACUAGAAAAAGAGGUGGAGUAUUUUACUGUAGGUGCCAAAGCCUUUUCAAAUAUGAGUAACCUAAGAUUGUUGAGGAUCUGUAAAGUGCAACUUCCUGAAGGCCUUGAAUACCUUUCCAACAACUUAAGGUUACUUGAAUGGUUUGGAUACCCUUUGCAAACUUUGCCGUCGAUUUUGCAGUUGGAUAAAAUUGUCGAGCUUAAAUUGCCAUAUAGCCACAUCUCACAGCUGUGGAAAGAAACAAAGUUGAAGACGUUUCCACAGAUUAUACGAAGUAUGGAAUCUCUAGUGGAGCUUUGUUUAGACAGAACUCCGAUUAAAGAAUUACCAUUCCCAGUUGAACAUCUAAAGGGAAUUGUUUUGUUGAGUAUGGAAGACUGCAAGAAUCUUGUGACUCUUCCAACUAAUAUAAAUGGUUUGAAAUCUCUCAAAACUCUAUCAAUCUCUGGUUGCUCCAAACUUGAAAAUGUGCCAGAGAGUCUGGGACAAGUAGAAAAUUUGGAGAGGCUUGACCUAAGUGGAACUGCUGUAAGGCGACCAACGUCCUCCAUUUUUUUCAUGAACAAUCUUAAGAAAUUAUCUUUUCGUGGAUGCAAAGGACAGCCAUCAAGCCCAUGGUAUUGGCCUUUCCCAUUCAAUUUGAUGUCAGGUAGAAGAUCAGAUCCCAUCAUCACUUUGAAGUUGCCUUCACUGUUAGGUUUGCCUUCAUUGACAGCUUUAGAUCUCAGUGACUGCAAUCUAGGAGCAAUCCCCAGUGAAGUUGGCAACUUAGUUUCAUUGCAAUAUCUACAUCUAGGAAAGAACAAUUUUGUGUCACUUCCUAGCAGUAUCAAUCGUCUUCGUAAGCUUACGGAACUUUAUUUGGAUAAUUGUCAUAGGCUUCAAUCAUUACCAGAACUUCCACCCAAUUUAAAUCGGCUUGUUGUAGAUCAUUGUACUUCACUAGAAAGAUUACCAAAUGCAUUAUGCAUAACACCAUAUCGUUUACAACGCAUUUCUUGUGUGAAUUGCUUGAAAUUGAGUGACUGCAAAGCCAGUGUGGCAUCAACACCAAAGGAAAUGCCCCAUCCAAGUGCUUUUUUUACCAUGAUUUUUAUUCCUGGAAGUGAAGUUCCGAAGUGGUUCAGCCAUCAGAGUGAGGGUUCUUCAAUAAGAAAAAAAUGUCUUCCAGACAUGAAGUUGAAGGGAUUCUUUGUCACCGCUGUUCUUUUUACCCGGAAGCAUUUUCCUGCCCUCAAUAAUAAUGGUUUCAUUCGUUUUCAAGGCAAUAAAGGAAGGAAAAAUCAUUUCUCUAUGGAUUUAUACCUGAAGAUAGUUUGA
Molecule: messenger RNA, 2712 nt
Organism: Pistacia vera
Lineage: Eukaryota; Viridiplantae; Streptophyta; Magnoliopsida; Sapindales; Anacardiaceae
Product: TMV resistance protein N-like
Exons: 7
Coding region: 1-2712 (903 amino acids)
Biological process (GO): signal transduction; defense response
Molecular function (GO): ADP binding; protein binding
Source: RefSeq, a predicted model, not a curated record